Phyllotreta striolata is the source of this 1482-nucleotide messenger RNA. The record is from the annotation of a GenBank genome assembly. Lineage: Eukaryota; Metazoa; Arthropoda; Insecta; Coleoptera; Chrysomelidae.
CAAAAAGAAUGAGUGAUAAAGAACUUAAGAAAUGUUGCCAUGAGGAUAGUAUGAAACUAAGAAUAUUAGCAAUUCAUGGAUACAGACAAAAUGCGGAAACGUUUAAGGCCAAAACUGGCUCGUUCCGAAAAAUGGUUCAUAAAUGGGCCGAAUUUACAUACAUUACAGCCCCUCAUAAAGUGAUUAAUAUUGAAGACCCUGGUGACAUAGGAAAGGCCGAUCCAGAUAUUAUUCAAAGCCAAGAAGAAGAUCAGUUCGGAUGGUUCUUCAACAGAGAUGAUCUCACCUUUAGAGGCACGAGAAAAGGCGGUCCCGCAAUAGGUUUUGAAGAAACCAUUAAAUUAAUCGAAGAUGUUUUCAAAACGGAAGGACCUUUCGAUGGAAUAUUAGGCUUCUCUCAAGGAGCUUGUUUAACCGGUCUGUUAUGUGAUUUACAACAAAGAGGAUUGAUCAAUAUUAGUUUCAAUUUUGCGAUAAUGUCAUCAGGAUUUAAAUCAGGAUCAUUGCCUCACUUGAAAUAUUACAGCGACCGUAUCAAUUUACCUUCUCUUCAUAUAUUCGGUCAGAAUGAUGAAAGGAUAUCUUCAGAAUUGAGUGAAGCACUAAGUAAUUGCUUUAUUGAGCCAAUGAUAGUACGCCAUACGGGGGGACAUUAUUUACCAGCAACUGCUGCGCAGAAGCACGAUUACCAACAGUUUUUCAAACUUAUGCUUUUUCAAAAACAACAAGCAAAACAAUUAGAGAAAAACUGAUUAAUAAAGUUAAUUUAUUUCUGAAUGGUCUAAAAACAAUCCCUAAUUAAAUGCGUAAAUAGUAAUCAGUUAGUCUAAUAUUUGCCUUAAACAUUUUACAAUUAAUAUCUAUUGUGGUCAGCCUUUCUACGAUCGUUAUAGUUUAGUCUCCUGCCAGCUCUCUCUCUAUUGAAAGAGUUGUCUCUGAAAUGCCUGCCUCCUUCGUCUCUGUAUUGAUCUCGGAAAUGGUUCCUGUUGUUGUGAUUGUCUUGGGGUCUGUUCUGAUUAAUUGCCGAUCGUUGCCUCGAGUAAACAGGCGAAUCCAACCUCUCUGACAGUCUGUUUCUGGAAUUGUGAUUUUCCUGCGAACGGUUCCGGAAGUGGUCGUGUUGGGGCGCCGGGCCUAUUCGUGAAUGAACCGAUGCAUCGUUUACUUCGGUUAAUCUGUUCGAGUUGCUGUGCCUGGGUUUUAUGAGUAAUGAUUUAUCGUAAAGCCUGAUUCCGUUUAGCAAGCGUUGGACGUAUUCAACGGAUUCCUCGUGCUUAAACGUAACAAAAGCGAAAUUUGAUUUUCUACCUUCCCUAUCUGUGGGUAUUUUAACUCGUUCCAAAGGUGCGGCCUGCACGAAAAGCUCGUACAACAGUUCUUCGGUGACUUUGUCGGAUACGUUACCGCAGAAAACGGUUCUUGAAUCAUCCAUUAUAAUUUGUAUUAUUUAAAUAUUAGAAAAUAAUAUUUGGAAAAAUUUUA